Carassius gibelio (silver crucian carp) is the source of this 1401-nucleotide messenger RNA. RefSeq names its product LSM12 homolog b (gene lsm12b). Gene Ontology annotation, molecular function: RNA binding. Bases 217 to 852 code for a protein of 211 amino acids. Lineage: Eukaryota; Metazoa; Chordata; Actinopteri; Cypriniformes; Cyprinidae. The record is from RefSeq and is a predicted model, not a curated record. The transcript has 6 exons.
UGGAACACGAGAGGAAACACCAGCAGCACUGCAGCCUUCGGGUCUCCCAGAUGAGAAGCGAUCAGCCACAAACCCUCGCAGCUCCUCGAUCUCCGCUGGAGCUCCUCCGCCAUCUCAACGCCCUGGCGAACAAAAAGAAAGAAAGAAUAAACAAUAAACUGAUCCUUUUCCUGUCACCUGACGUGCCUAUGCGUCGUCACGCUGUCACGCCGUCGCAUGCGUUUACGUAAAGCUCGCGCUCCGGUUUCCCUGGCGGAGAAGAUGGCGGCUCCGGGACCGGGGGAGUAUUUCAGUGUCGGGAGCCAUGUCUCUUGCCUCACCUGUUUAGGACAACGUUUACAGGGAGAGGUGGUGGCUUUCGAUUACCCGUCCAAGAUGUUGACUUUGAAAUGCCCUUCCUCCAGCGGUAAGCCCAACCUCAGUGACGUCAUCUUGGUUAACUUAGCCUAUGUUUCAGAAGUGGAUGUUAUUAACGACCACACAGAGACUCCUCCUCCUCUAGCAUCCUUGAACAUUAGCAAGCUUGCCAGUCGGGCAAGGACAGAAAAGGAAGACAAGUUGUCCCAAGCCUAUGCAAUCAGUGCUGGGGUGUCUGUCGAGGGCCAGCAAUUAUUCCAGACUAUACACAAAACCAUCAAAGACUGUAAAUGGCAGGAGAAGAACAUCAUUGUUAUGGAUGACGUCGUAAUCUCGCCACCAUACCAGGUGGAGAACUGCAAAGGCAAAGAGGGAAGUGCUCUAAGUCAUAUACGCAAAAUUGUUGAGAAACAUUUUAAAGAUGUGGAAAGCCAGAAGUCGAUGCAGCGUACACAAGCACAGCAAACACAGAAGGACUCAUCUUUAUCCUCCUGAGUCGAGGGGGUAUGGCUCAUCCGGGGAGGGCACCACGGGCAUCAAGGGCCUAACAGCUGGUCGAAACCAGCUCUCUUCUCCCCCUCGAAGUCCGAGGGAGGAUGCACCAAGGGCCAAGGGUCUGGAAGAUCAACAAAAGAAAAAAAAAAAGUUUUAAGAAAAAAAAACGUGAGAGUGAAAAGAGUUCAUUCUAAAUUAGACUUUAUGAAGAUAAUUUAAAACACCAACCAUAGUUUCUUUGACUAAAUUACAGUGUCUUACCCCCUCUCUGCCCCCUUCUCCCUCCUCCUGAUUCAUCUGAAUUAGCUUUUCAUAUUUUCUUCUCUCUUCCUUCGACUAUUAUUCCAUUUUGUCAAAAAAAGAAAAAAACAAACCAGUCAGAAAAGCUUGUUAGCUUUUACUUUUUAUGCUUUUUUUUUUCUCUCUUUCUUUUGGCUGUUUGUGUUCUACAAUUGUCUGUCUGUUCUGUAUUUUAAACAAAAUGUGACUUCAGAUGCCACACGUUACAAAGGACAUUUUCUAAAAUAAAAGUAACAAUUCUGACUGUAA